UGCCGUUUUUGCACAUGCGUGUUGUGUGAAAGGUGAAAGGGCAGAAGUGUUGGACUCUGACGAAUCCAUCGCUUGUUCACCGGCUCAUUCGGUCUUUACAACGCAGAAAAAUGGCCAUAAAGAACAGUGGUGAAGUUGUGAAGCGAUCCGGCGUGAUUUUGAAUAAUGCCGCCCAGGAUGAAGUGGCGCUUCUGGGCACCACGGCUGACAGCGAGGCUGCUAAAGGGAAAACAUCAUCGGAGGGAGGAUCAGCCCGGAUGUCUAUCUUUAUUCUUCUUUCUACCUUCUUCUCGGCUGCUUUUAUUAUGUACCUAGUAUACAGGAAUUUCCCAGAGCUUGAUGAAGAGGAGCAAAAGACCAUUGUAAUUCCUAAAGACAUGGAUGAUGCCAAGGCAUUGGGAAAGGUUCUUUCCAAAUACAAGGACACCUACUAUGUACAAGUAUUAGUAGCGUACUUUACCACAUAUAUUUUUUUACAGACUUUUGCCAUACCAGGUUCCAUAUUCCUUAGCAUCCUCUCAGGGUUCCUGUACCCAUUCCCUUUAGCCCUGUUCCUCGUCUGUCUGUGUUCUGGGCUUGGAGCUUCUUUCUGCUACAUGCUUUCAUAUUUAGUUGGACGACCGGUUGUUCAUAAAUACUUGACAGACAGGGCAACAAAAUGGUCACAACAGGUUGACAAGCACAGGGAGCAUCUUAUAAAUUAUAUAAUUUUCUUGAGAAUAACACCUUUCCUGCCGAACUGGUUCAUUAACAUUACCAGCCCUGUAAUAAACGUACCUCUGGGUGUCUUUUUCAUUGGCACGUUUUUAGGUGUAGCACCUCCAUCGUUUGUGGCUAUUAAAGCUGGCACAACCCUUUACCAACUUACCACGGCAGGAGAGGCUGUUUCCUGGAAUUCUGUCUUCGUUCUCAUGAUUUUGGCAAUAGUCUCCCUCCUUCCAGUGUUUUUUCAGAAAAAACUGAAGCAAAAGUUCUCAUAACCAGAGCACAAUCUUACAACUUGUCUCAAAAUUUGCCUUUGUUACCUUCAGUUACAUGGGGCGUAGUGAAUGUCCACUAAGUGGGAUUGUAGUAAAGGUUAUAUUUCAGAGAUAAAUUACUUUUAAUUUUUUUCUAAUUAAUGUGCUCACUUCAAAAAUGUGAUUUACAUCUUUUCUUUGGUCAUAAAAUUGUUAGCUUCCCUUUUCAUUCCCAUUGUCUAGUUCAUGUACUGGAUGUUGAUUCAAAAGAAUGUAAAUGCCUUGUCUGAUUUUCUAUUUAUUCUUCACAAUGGAAUUUGUUGCAGAAUGUAAUGAACUGGACUGAGCACACAAUGGAAUUAUAGCAAGCUAUUCCCAAUUCCAGAUAUAUUUUCAGUUCACUUCCACGGCCUUUCAUGUUUUAAAUACAAACAAUGUGCUGUGGUUGCAUGUAAUAGAAGCACUUGUGCAAAGUGAUUCAGAUUUUAAAAUUUACUAUCUACAAUGUUAUGCCUGUAACAGUAUUAAGAACAUUAACACUGCAAUAAACACACAGAUUCUUAGCA
This is a messenger RNA of Carcharodon carcharias (great white shark), 1525 nucleotides long. RefSeq names its product transmembrane protein 41B (gene tmem41b). The record is from RefSeq and is a predicted model, not a curated record. The transcript has 7 exons. Lineage: Eukaryota; Metazoa; Chordata; Chondrichthyes; Lamniformes; Lamnidae. Gene Ontology annotation, cellular component: endoplasmic reticulum membrane. Bases 111 to 980 code for a protein of 289 amino acids.